CGUCGCUGCGGCAGCGGGCGGGGCGGAGGGGAGCGGGCAGGGGGCGGCGCCUGGAGCCGGCGGGGCCCGGAGUCACCGUGUCACGGCGCCCGGGAAGCCGCCGCUGCCGGAUCCGCCCCCCGCGAAGCGAAGGAGGGAGGGAGGAGGAGCGGGAGGAGGGGAGGGAGGCCGGCUCCUCGCCGUCUCUUGUAUAUUUGCCCCCUUUUGGCCCUCCCCCCGGACCCGCUCCCCUCGCACCGGAGCUCCGUGCGCGCGGCGGCGGCUGUGGUGGCGGCAGUGGUGGCGGCGGGGGGCCAGGCCGCAGCGGCGCCCAAGCAGCCCGCGGGAGCCCCGGAACGGGCCUGGGCCGCCGCCUCCGGACUAGGAUGUCCCGACAUGAAGGUGUCAGCUGCGAUGCAUGUUUAAAAGGAAAUUUUCGAGGUCGACGAUUCAAGUGCUUAAUUUGCUACGAUUACGAUCUGUGUGCAACUUGUUAUGAAAGUGGUGCAACAACAACGAGGCAUACAACUGACCACCCCAUGCAGUGCAUACUAACAAGAGUAGAUUUUGAUUUGUACUAUGGUGGAGAAGCUUUCUCUGUAGAGCAGCCACAGUCUUUUACUUGUCCUUAUUGUGGAAAAAUGGGUCAUACAGAAACAACUCUUCAAGAACAUGUUACUUCUGAGCAUGCGGAAACAUCAACAGAAGUGAUUUGUCCAAUAUGUGCAGCAUUACCUGGAGGGGAUCCUAAUCACGUCACAGAUGACUUUGCAGCUCAUCUUACACUGGAACACAGAGCUCCUAGAGAUUUAUAUGAUGAAUCCAGUGGUGUUCGGCAUGUACGUCGAAUGUUUCACCCAGGUCGGGGAUUGGGGGGCCCUCGUGCACGUAGAUCAAACAUGCACUUUACUAGCAGUUCCCCUGGAGGGCUUUCAUCUUCUCAGAGUUCGUAUUCUCCAAGCAAUAGAGAAGCCAUGGAUCCUAUAGCUGAGCUUUUAUCUCAGUUAUCAGGCGUGAGGCGUUCUGCAGGAGGACAGAUCAAUUCCUCUAGCCCUUCUGCUUCUCAGUUACAGCAGCUGCAGAUGCAACUGCAGUUGGAACGACAACAUGCACAAGCAGCGAGACAACAACUGGAGACUGCACGCAAUGCAACUAGACGCACCAACACGAUCAAUGUCAACACCACUAUUACACAAUCUGCAGCAACAACCAACACAUCUAACACGGAAAACAGUCAGCAGACUAUCCAGAAUUCCCAGUUUCUUCUUACAAGGUUGAACGAUCCCAAGAUGUCGGAAGCGGAGCGUCAGUCAAUGGAGAGCGAACGGGCGGACCGCAGCCUGUUUGUUCAAGAGCUUCUACUGUCCACUUUGAUGCAGGAAGAAAGUUCCUCCUCAGAUGAGGAUGAGAGGGGGGAGAUUGCCGAUUUUGGUGCUAUGGGCUGUGUAGAUAUUAUGCCUUUAGAUGUUGCUUUAGAAAACCUAAAUUUAAAAGAGAGUAAUAAAGGAAACGAGCCUCCUCCACCUCCUCUUUGAUGACAUCCCACUUUGCAGACAAUGUCCUCUGUGCUGUAUUUGCCAAUGAAAGUGGACAACAACUAUCUUGGGUUUGUUUUGGUGAUUGUAAUUUCAGGUCUGUCACUCUUGUUACGUUGUGUACAUUAAAAAGAAAGAGAGAAAAGAUAUAUAUGAUAAUCAUUUCCACUUAACUAAUUUUUACUUCUAGCAGGUAAAUGUAGGUUGCGGUGCAGAGCAAAAGGCUCAGUGUCCUGUACCUUGACAUGCAAAGGCUCUCCUAAUACUCCACAUUCAAACUGAAGAGGAAAAAAUGAAAAAUCUCUAAUGAAGCUGCUGUGUGUAUUUAUGAAUAUUAAUGAAUAAAAAAUGCUUGGAUGGUUUACCUUAA
This is a messenger RNA of Tympanuchus pallidicinctus (lesser prairie-chicken), 1884 nucleotides long. RefSeq names its product potassium channel modulatory factor 1 (gene KCMF1). Gene Ontology annotation, cellular component: plasma membrane. Gene Ontology annotation, molecular function: zinc ion binding. The coding region runs from base 366 to 1514 and encodes 382 amino acids. The transcript is spliced from 7 exons. Gene Ontology annotation, biological process: synaptic signaling. The record is from RefSeq and is a predicted model, not a curated record. Lineage: Eukaryota; Metazoa; Chordata; Aves; Galliformes; Phasianidae.